AUACCUUUAAGUAAAUCUUGCGUUCCUUUGCUCACAGGCUGCCUAGAAGGAGCCCAAAGGCCACCCUUCGCAACUGGUUGUCUAGGACGCGACGACAUCUUUGUUAUGAUCUUUGAAAAUUGAAAAACUGAAAUUGCUUCGUGCUUCCACCUUCGCCAUCUGCUCAUGCGCAAUAAGCUUCGUGGUCAAGAAACUAAAAAAUUUAAAAAAUGGCGGCAGCCAGGAAGGGAAAAAUACUUUUACUUUCUUCGAUUUUAAAACGCUUUCGUCUUGGUUGUGGGUGAACUAAGCAAGCUGCGUAAUGUCCAAGUGUAAGUGAAUUGUUUAUUGUGAGCGAUGACAAUGAAUAAAGCGUAUUUCAAUGUACAAUUUGAACAAAAUUUUGACAACAAUUGAACUUCAAAGAAUCAAAGGUUUAUUGGGAGUUUUUUUCGUUUAUAGUGUGGCAGCAUCCUUAUGUGAACAUAUUUAAACACUACAACAUCUCAGAAUGGAAGAAAUGUGCCAAAGAAGGAGAAGUCACUCCUGUUAUGGUACGGUUUUGGGGUCUUAAAUUCUGUUGAAAUGAUUAUAAAUUAAGACGGGUCACGGGUAAUAUAAUAAUUUGUUUUAAUUUUGCGCCGGAAAUUGCUAUUUUGAAUGCUUUAGCACAUUUGAGCAUUGGCAGGCCAAAAAUGCAAUGGCGUGCAUUGAGUCUAUUAAGUAUUUUGUUUAUUAUUAUGACAUCAUAAUAAUAAACAAAGUAGAGUCGAUGCACGCCCGAGCAUCAUGAUGCGCAAGGGUAAAUAUUUUCACCAUGCAUUUUUGGGCUGCCUAUGGUUUGAUGUGUUGUGUUGUUAGGUGAACUUACGUUGCAAGACUUAUUCAAAAUUACAUGUCCGUGCAUACUGACAGCCAAGAUUAUUUGUAAACAAAGUUUACCUGUCUAUUGUAUUGUGCUGUUGGAGACAUAGUGUAUACACAUUCUGUUUUCACCAAUGAAAGUGAGGUUCAAUUGCAUGUGAUGAUGUGAGAAGAGUGCUUCCACUAAGCACUACAGGUAUACAGACCUCGAAAUUCAGGUCGGCAAUCGAUAAACGCCAACCUGAUUGGCUGCUGACUUUUCGUCAUGUCAGGGUUGGCAAAAAGUUACACUUUUCUGAAGUGAAUUCAACUGACAAUGGUAGCAAAAUUAUCCAAUCAAUCACUUUUAAGAAAUUUCUGAAACAUUUUAUUGAAAACAUAAAUUUGCUGACCUGCUUUUGUUUCAGAUCAGCAAAACAUAGCUGACCUCAGUGUGUUAUUCGGCAAUUUAACGAAAUUGGGAAUUUCAGUUAGCCUGCGACAUUCAGACCGGAGUUAAGGAACAUUGUGUUUCUUAAGUGACGUUCUCGUGGCCUAGCUCCAGCUGAGCUAAAUUGAAACUUUUGAAGUGCAAGUCACGUGACAAUACUGUUUUGCCGUACUAAAAAUUGACAAAUACAAAUACAUCAAAUGACAUCCUUGCAACACUUGUCUGGUACUCGAUUUUUGUUGAGCAAAAUUUUGAAGUUGAACAAUCUUUUAUAUAUAUAAUAGUUACGUUUUUGGCGGAUUUAAAUUGUGAAAUUACUGGCUAAACGUAAUUGUAAAAACGGUGUAUAAUGCCGAAAUUUUGCGGGUUAGAACUGAGACAGUCUGUGUAAAUAAACGUAGUUUCUAGUUUAUAUGACUAUGUUUAUAAACAUUUGCCUCAUUCAGGACAAGCAGUUGAAAUGCACAGUAUAUCGUAUCACUGGUUCAAUUCCUGCUGGAAACUACAUACAGUUCCCACGAACGUCAACGCAAUCGCUCAGCCUCACUGGCCGAUACCUUUACCUAUUAUUUAAACCAAUAUCAGGGAAAUAUUUUGUUGCCCACAUCGACAUUGCCACAGAGGAUGGUUUGGCAGUACGGAUCUCGUUUUCAAACUUAUUUAAAGAAUUCAAGUCUACAUCAACUUGGUUGCAAUUUCCAUUUGUGCCCCGCCCACCACCUGGUUCAGUCGAUGAGGCAAUAUUAGCCAGUUCUACUAGUCAUGGUAUGGUAACAAUAUUUAUUGUAUUUGGUUUAUUGAAAGAAUGAACACAGCUGCCAUUAUCACCACCACUAAUUACUGUUAGAAUCACCACCAUCUUCUACCAUCAUAACCAUUGCUAUCAAAUCACCAUUAUGAUACUAAAAUCUUUAUCUCUCAAUUCCACAGACAAUUUUGUCCAAUCUUAAUUUGUAUAUAUGUAUGGUACACAUUUGUGAUGGUUUGUGAAUAAAAACACACUUAAUAAAAAGCAUUCAUCUCUGUGACAACUUCCUUGUUAAGCCUGGUUUGAUCACAGUCAUCAUAAUCAGCACCACCAUCAUUGUCAUUACUGUUACUAUCACCAUGAUCACCAUCAUGAUCAUGAUCACCAUCAUGAUCACCACCAUGAUCACCACCAUGGUCAUCACCAUGAUCAUCAUCAUGAUCACCAUCAUGAUCACCAUCAUGAUCACCAUCAUGAUCAUCACCAUAAUCACCAUCAUGAUUACCAUCAUGAUCACCAUCAUGAUCACCAUGAUCACCAUCAUGAUCACCAUCAUGAUCACCAUCAUGAUCACCAUCAUGAUCACCAUCACCAUGAUCACCACCAUGAUAACCAUCAUGAUCACCAUCAUGAUCACAUGAUCACAUGAUCACCAUGAUCCCCAUCACGAUCACCAUGAUCCCCAUCACGAUCACCAUGAUCCCCAUCACGAUCACCAUGAUCAUCACUAUGAUCACCAUUAUCACCAUGAUUACCAUCAUCACUACCAUCAUUGUCAUCACCACCACCACAAUGAUCACCACCAUAAUCACCACCAUUAUUGUCAUCAUCACCAUGAUGACUACCAUCUCCACAAUCAUCAUCACAAUUACCAUCAUGGCCAGCACUAUCAUCACUACUGUCAUUGUCACCAUCACUACCACCACCAUCAUGAUCACCACCAUCAUCGCUACCAUCUUACCACAGCAAUCACCAUUAUCACCACUAUCCUCACCAUGACCAUUAUCAACAACAUGACAAUCACCACCAUCACAGCCAGGCCUCGAAUUUCCCUGAAAUCAAUCGACGGCAAUGGCGUUAAAAAUUGCCGUAGAACGUAACAGCUGUCUACGGCAAUUUUGGCAUUUUCCACGGCAUUUUUCAAAUUACUGUAAUAAAACUUUAAUUUUAUUGUUACUUUGGAUUUUUGACAAGCUAGAAAAAUGUCUACGUAUUUCUUUAGUGUUUUUAGUUCGAAGAAAACUGAGACUAAAAUAGUGAUUUACGCAUGAUUUGUAAUGCACAGUGAAUAGUAUAAAAAUUGCACUAUACGGCAAAAAAUUGCCGUCGUUGCCGCAAUGAUCCACGGCAUUUUGUUCUCCCUCUACGGCAAUUGCCGCGAUAAAAUUCGAGCCCUGAUCACAGCCCUCCCCCGUCCGCCACCCCAUACUAAAAUCUUUGUCUCUUACCCCACAGACAGUCUUGGUCAUGUCUCCAUUGGUACACGUUACACAUUCCUGAUGCUGGACCUACAGUACAUAGUCUCAUUCUACCUCAAUCAAAAAUAUGCAUACUUAAAAAACAUUCGCCUCUGUGCAAACAUGUUGGUCAAAGGGCUCUUCACAAGUGACACAGAUUAUGAACCUGGACUCUCUAUAAACGAGGCCAGGAAACUAGGAUUGAUGUCAACAGGAUAUGUACCAGUGCCGAGGGACAUGGCAUUUCAUGUGCCGAAGGGGAUGGACUGGGAUGAGCUUUACGACGUUAUUAAAUUUCCUGGAAAAAGAAAGCCAGUAAAGAAAGGCAUAAUUCAUGGAGAUGGUAUGGAUUUUAAAGACAAGCCGUUCCCAGACGAAUCUGGUCAACCUACAUUUGAUGACAAAAGCAAUAAAGUAAGUGCAGUUAAUAAUACAGACACCUCUCAAAUAGGGACAGCCCUCUCUAAUACGGACAGCCCUCUCUAAUACGGACAGCUCUCUCUAAUACGGACAGCCCCCUCAAAUACGGACAGCCCUCUCUAAUACGGACAGCCCUCUCUAAUACGGACAGCCCUCUCUAAUGCGAACAGCCCUCUCUAAUACGGACAGCCCUCUCUAAUACGGACAGCCCUCUCUAAUGCGAACAGCCCUCUCUAAUACGGACAGCCCUCUCUAAUACGGACAGCUCUCUCUAAUACGGACAGCCCCCUCAAAUACGGACAGCCCUCUCUAAAUAUGGAUAGCCCUCUCUAAAUACGGAUAGCCCUCUCUACAUGUACAGGCAAAAACGUGUAAAUUUAACUUGUUUAUCACUGAAAGUUUACGGCUGUGUUGAUUACUAAAAUGAAUAAAAUCUAUUUUUCAUUUAGCAACAUCAGGCUGUAUCGUCACGAGUUGCUUUAGUGGACAAACUUAGUCCCAAAAAAAGUGCGGGAAAGGUACGAGGAAUUAUAUAGUGGAUGUGAAUUUGAAUAGAACAACUAUCAUGAUCACCAUCAAUAGAUCCAUUGCACAUGACGUCACAGAGCCGGUGACGAUGCAUCUGGAGGACAAAGUAGCAAUCUAUGCAUAAUAUAACUUUUGUAACCAAAGGAAAUUUGGUAAAACUUUAUAAUCAUUUUCUAUUAAAGUGGUUAAUUUUUAUGAUGUAUGUGGUUGUUGUACCCAAUAUUGUUAGGGAGCAUCUGGAGGACACUGUAAGGAUUUGUGACGUCAGUGCAAUGGGUCUAUUCAGUGCUUGAAAUAGUGGGCUGCCAAUGGCCAAAAGCAGGCCAUAAUUUAGAAAUGGCAGACAAAAACAAAUUUGAACUGCCAAGUAAAAAAAAAUGGCAGGUGAAAUUCUAUAGAUAUAUUUCAUUUCAUUUGCUUACCACAACUCAUAUAUACUAGAUCAUUUAGUUGACUAAAUACGUGUAUAUAUGAAAUGUGAAUCCAAGUUUACUGUAGUAAAAUAGACAAGUUAUAAUAAUAAUAAUAAAAAUGCAUAUCAUGAAAACAUUGAUUUUUACAAUAUGACUCAUAUGAGACAUCGCUAUCUUGGCAGUUCAGUGAAUAAAAAUGGCAGGCUAAAAUUUAUUUCACCUGCCAAAAAAAUUUUGACUGGCAGGCCAUAUUUUUCUCUACUUCGAUUCGUCGAGCCCUGACCAUCAUCAGCCCGUCAUCACCACCAUGAUAAUUACCAUGAUCAUCAUCACAACCCACCAUCAUUACUACUGGGAUAUUUUCUUUUAUUCAGAGAAGACAGGUUGUAGCAACUCAUGUGCCUGCAGCUGGCUUAGAUGUCCCAGUUGGUGUUCAAGCAAACGAUCAUCUAGACACUCAGGUUUAUGCUUAUAAAUCUUCCCCCAAAAUGAACUUACCUCGCAAGGAUCAAUCUACUGCUGUAAAACCACGAGUGAUCAAGGAUAAAAAAGUGAGAACUAGUUUUUAUUGUAUAUAACAAUUAUACAUGUAGCAGGUGUCCUAAAAAUGCAAUAGCUGUGUUUCAGAUUUUAGCUUGGAAAAUUCAAUUUAAAGGGAAAUGGCAAUAUAUUUAAAUUUUAUUUUCUCAUUUGAAAGAACUUUUAAGACUACUGUAUAUAUAAUACUCUUUUACCGUUUUUUCGUAUCUUGCUUACUUCUACAAAUAUUUUGAUCGAAAGGAAUGAAAUGUCCGGCAUCUUUAAUUUGUGUACAGUAGAUAUGCAUGUCACAGCAGGAAUCACGCAAUAUUUGUAUCUUGACAACCACUAAUCAUUUAAAACAUCUACCAAUCAAUAUUUGGUCAGCAACAAAUACUUUUAGAUUAAAAUUCAAGUGACAAGUUACUUCAAGUGAAAAUAUUUCAAGAACUAAGCAAGAUAUGAAAAAUCGGUAAAAGAAGUUAAUAUAUAGUUUCAAAAGUUCUUUCAAAUGAGAAAAUAAAAAUUAAUAUUGCCAUUUCUCUUUAAGAGACGAAUUUUGACACUAAAAUUAAGAAAAAUGGUCAAAUGGAAUCAAAGAGUUAUGGCUGUUUUAAAAUAACGUCUGGUUCACUCAAUGGACCAUAGAAAACAUGCCUCAGUUGUGUAAAGUAUCAAAUAAUAUGUUUGAUGACCCCCUGAACAGCCAAAACACUGAUAGUUGCUGCUUGACCACCACUUGUUUCACCAUCUGUUGAAUGAGAACCUUAAUAUUUCUGUGCGCAUUUUUCAGAAAAUAAAGUUUUCACAGAACGUUGAGCCAAACAAACAAGAUAGACCUCUGACGACAAGACGUGGCUUCAAGGCAAGUCAUAUAUGAUGGUGUUGUCCUUUGUUGCUAUUAUUAGGAGGAAACCUCAGUACACAUGUAAAAUACACACAAGUUGUAACAAACCUGCAGCAGACUUGUAGCAAUGCUGUUACAAUGCUGUUCCGACCCUGCGAUUCCGGUGCAGCGCUUUAACCAACUGAGCUAAAGAGGCCAGCUGUUAAGCUGUAACAGUAAGUUCAUGUAUAUUUAACAAAUAUAAAACAUUUUCCGUGUUGAUAUACAGUUAUAUCAACACGAGUGGAAUUGGGAAAACGAGAAAUUGUGUGGAAACACGACGCCCGAAGGGCGGAGUGUUUUCAUACAAUUUCGAGUUCUCCCAACUUCCACGAGUGUUGAUAUAACUAUAUAUCAACACGGAAAAAUGUUUUAUAUUUUUUUUAUAAUAUAGCAAUGUCAAAAGCCCGAAGGAUAAGAAAAAUUUCGUGUUUACAAGCGGCGGAAAAUUUCCCGUGUUGACAUUGAGUUAUAUCAACACGGCUCUUAGCCAAUCAGCGUUCAGAAUUUACAAACGCUAUAUUAUAAAUGGGUAAUAUAACAACAUCCUAAUAUCCCUAACAUCCUAAUAUUAAUUCCACCAAGUGAAGUGCAAGAAUCUAAGUUAUUCAAGUCCACCUUAUUACAACCCGCACACCCGAUUACCUAUAUAUACAUGAACUUACGGUUACAGCUCAACAACUGGCCUCUGUAGCUCAGUUGGUUAGAGCGCUGCUCCGGAAUCGCAGGGCCGUAGGUUCGAUUCCUACCAGAGGACCUUGUGCUGCAUUUUUCGCAGUCGUUACUGGUUAGGUCUUAAAAAUGUAUAUAUUCUCACUUGGAUUACAAACCCUAACAUCCUAAUAUUAAUUCCACCAAGUGAAAUGCAAGAAUCUAAGUUAUUCAAGUCCACCAAUGUUUGGUACAGUCAAACUGGAGGAACUCGUCUCCCAUGCGACAAUCGAGGCGAGAUUAUAAUCAAACAACUGUAUAUUUGUAAGAAUCGUAUUUUGGUCACAUAGGCUAAAGGCCACGGUUUACGCAGCUUGGAAACCUAUUGUCCAAUCGUCAUAACUUUCCAAAAAUAAUUUUAGCGAUCCAAACUCGUAGUCUCAUUUCGAACCUCCCUAUCUUUUUAGAGUCUGAAACCAGAUCCAAUUCUAAAACUGAAGCGUAUUGUUGGUUAUGGCGGUGCCACAUUCAGAGAGGUGCUCUGGACAAAGAACGGCGCAUGUGUAGUAUAUCCUUGUCAUGCUGUUAUCGUGUCUAUGGAAAUAUCAACUGGACAUCAACGUUUUUUUAUUGGCCAUACUGAUAAGGUUUGCGUUAAACACUCGGUUGGGUUUUUUAAUACAAUUGUCAGUGUCGUUUGUUAGUGUAUUAAUUCAAGAUGCCAACUUGUUCCACGGUAUGCUACAAUGCCAGAUAUUUAUCAAUAAGAGCUUUCUCCAGGUCUCAUCUCUAACAUUCAAUGGGAAUACAUCAAUCCUUGCUUCAGGACAGCUGGGUCAGUCCACAGUCAUUCGUAUAUGGAGAUAUCAUUCAGGAGAUUGCAUUGCAAUAUUUAACUCACAAGUUCGAUCACUUCAUUGUCUCAGGUACGCUUAUGCUACUGUGGUUUUCAUCUUUUUACGUAUUGAGACACAAACCACGACAGCUUAUUGUACAAUACUACCUACACUGGGCCACCACGUUUGAGAUAUCUUUUUCAGGUAGUUCAGACACAAACCACGACAGCUUAUUGUAGAAUACUACCUACACUGGACCACCACGUUUGAGAUAUCUUUUUCAGGUAGUUCAGACACAAACCACGACAGCUUAUUGUAGAAUACUACCUACACUGGACCACCACGUUUGAGAUAUGUUUUUCAGGUAGUUCAGACACAAACCACGAUAGCUUAUUGUAGAAUACAGGACCCCACAUUUGAUUUAGUAACUCUGGCGAUUUCUUUUUCAGUUUUUCCAACAGCGGUGGAGUAUUGUGCGGAAGUGGUAAAGAUAGCCAUGGAAAACAAGUUAGUGAUUUAAGAAUAUUUAUCUCAGAUGAAAUUGCUUCUGCGUACUUAAUAAUUUAACAUCUUUUCUGUACCAACAUGUAGAUGGUUGUAGUGUGGGACACAUCCCGAUGUGGUAAAUCUGGCGAGGUCUCUGUCAUUGCCAAGGCUCAUACGGAUGUGGAUAUUUCUAGGAUCAAGAUCGCUCCUUUUGAUGAUACAAGGUUAGAGCAUUAGAUUUCCUCCUGUAGUAACACUGGAUCAAUCGUUGAAGGCUCUUACUGGCGCUCUAGGGAGAACACUGCAGAUAGAGUUAUCCAGUAUAAAUACAGUUACAGUACUGUAGGUUUCUUCCUGUAGUAACACUUGAUCAAUAGGAGAUGAUCCUUACCGGACCUCUACAGACAACAGUCUAGGAAACAUAGAACUAUCCAGUUUAAAUAAAGUCAGUUAAGUUCAGAUUUCUUCCGGUAGUAACACUGGAUCAAUAAGAGAUGACACUUACUUUAGGGAGAACAGUUUAGAACGGACAGAACUACCCAGUAUAUAUGAAGUUAGUUUAGGUAGUAGCUAUUAGUAAUACUGGACAAAGAAGCGAUGAUCCUUACUGCGCCUCUACGGAGAACAGAUAUAACUAUCAACUAUCCAGUUUAGAUAAAAUGAGUUUAGUUAGUUUUAGAUUUCUUCGUGUAGUUACCCUCUCAGAUUGCUAUUUCUCCACCUGUACAGGAUGAUAUCGUGCGGUCGUGAUAAUAUAAGAUUCUGGAGAGUGCGACAUGCUUCAUUACGUUCUUGUCCAGUCGACCUUGGCAGCCAUCACUCGAUCGAGUUUACUGACUUUUGUUUUGGACACGAGACUGUAGAUGGCAAUAAUAAGAAACAGAGAGUGAUGUAAGUUGAUGAAUUCAUGUGAAUCACAUGUGGGGCCCAGUCUAGGUAGUACAGUAUUCUACACGUGUAAAAAUCUCGCAUCGUGUAACAAGUCUGUCAACAAGCCGUCAACAAGUUGUGUUCGCAUUGCUUGUCUCAAGUUGUCAACAAGUUUGGAACAAGCUGUUAACAACUUUUAACAACCUUGUUGCAAGGUUGUUCCAACAAGUCAGAUACAGUCAUGACAUAACAAUAUUGUUACAACCUUGUGUCGUCAAACUUGUAACAUUCCUGUUAUAUCAUGACUGUAUCAGACUUGUUAGAGCAACCUUUUAACAAGUCUGAUAAUGCAAUCAAGCUUGUUACAAGUUGUUAACAGCUUGUUCCAAACUUGUUACAACAACUGGGAACAAGUAGUGCGAACACAACUUGUCGACAGCUUGUGAACAGAUUUGUAACAACUUGUUUGCAGACUUGUAACAACUUGUGCGUUUUUACGUGUGUACAAUAAGCUGCCGUGGUUUGUGUCUGAAUUAUCUGAAAAAGAUAUCUCGAACGUGGUGGCCCAGUGUAGGUAGAGUGAAUCCUACUGUACUUAUACGUUGAACUCCAUGUUUAGCUACAUCUCUUCCAAACUUGGUACGGUAUUUGAAAUCAACUACGAACUUAUUGUCGUUCACAAAGUCCGACGGUUACUUCCGACUGGCAGCCGACAAGAUAUCGUUGAAGUGACCAGUGAGUUUGGGAUUGGAAUUAAUUGUCUAUCUGUGAAUGAAGCAUUUUGUGUGACUGGAUCCGAUGAUGGUUACCUGAGAUUGUGGCCCUUGGAUUUCUCGGGUGUUGUGUUGGAGGCAG
Molecule: messenger RNA, 9942 nt
Organism: Paramuricea clavata
Lineage: Eukaryota; Metazoa; Cnidaria; Anthozoa; Malacalcyonacea; Plexauridae
Source: the annotation of a GenBank genome assembly